Molecule: messenger RNA, 2198 nt
Organism: Corythoichthys intestinalis (scribbled pipefish)
Lineage: Eukaryota; Metazoa; Chordata; Actinopteri; Syngnathiformes; Syngnathidae
Gene: nkx6-2
Product: NK6 homeobox 2
Exons: 3
Coding region: 404-1315 (303 amino acids)
Biological process (GO): cell differentiation; regulation of transcription by RNA polymerase II
Cellular component (GO): nucleus
Molecular function (GO): RNA polymerase II cis-regulatory region sequence-specific DNA binding; DNA-binding transcription factor activity, RNA polymerase II-specific
Source: RefSeq, a predicted model, not a curated record
GCGUGAAGCAGCGGACUUUGGCGUCUCAUCCAAUAGGAGCUCAGAAACCGUCGGGUUCCGUCCAAUCAGUGCGCAGCGGUCCUCCAAUUCAUCCAAUGGGAGCGUCGCGCGUGCAGACGGCUGCGCUGUUAUCAGAGCCUCCCUCUUCGCUGGCAACACACCGCCAAGAGUUCCAUCAAAAGCGGCCAGAACAUCACAAGAACGUCCGACUUCCUGUCACUUGGCCCGGAGCCCAUCCAGCCAUCCUACCGCUGAGCAAGCAAGGACAUUCGGGAAGAAGUUGGCUCCUUCCCGCACCGGGAUAGUCGGGGGAGCGCUCCGGAAGAGUCCAUCUUGAACUUUGCUUUUUAUUUUUGGCUUCUUCCUUUCGAUUCCCAGCGAGAGUGUCGGUUCAUGUUGACAAAUGUUAGCUGUGGGGCAGAUGGAGGCUAACCGGCAGAGUGCUUUCGUCCUGGGCAGCACCCCGCUGGCGGCGUUGCACAACAUGACCGAGAUGAAGACGUCCCUUUUCCCGUACUCGCUGCAGCAGAGUCCGGCUGCGGCUGCGGCAGCUGCGGCGGCGGCGGCGAGCUUCAAGGCGCCGUCGCUGUCCAGCCUCAACUCGCAGAUGUCCACUGGAGCCACCCCGCAUGGAAUAAGCGACAUUCUUGGGAGACCCAUCACCACCGCCGGCCAGUUGCUCUCCGCCGGCUUCCCCAGGAUCAACGGCAUCAACGGGCUGGCUAGCACUGCCGCCGCCGCAGCAGCUGCCGGGAUGUACUUCGGGCCGGCCGUGUCCCGCUACCCGAAACCGCUGGCAGAGCUCCCCGGGAGGGCGCCCAUCUUUUGGCCCGGCGUCAUGCAGGGAUCUCCUUGGAGGGACCCGCGCGUGCCUUGCCCCUCUCAGUCCAGCUUGAUGAUGGACAAGGACGGCAAAAAGAAGCACUCCAGGCCCACUUUUUCUGGCCAGCAGAUUUUCGCACUGGAAAAAACCUUCGAGCAGACCAAGUACCUGGCAGGACCGGAGAGAGCUCGCCUGGCCUACUCGUUAGGGAUGACCGAGAGCCAAGUCAAAGUGUGGUUCCAGAACAGGAGGACCAAGUGGAGGAAAAGGCACGCUGCAGAAAUGGCCACGGCCAAGAAGAAGCACGACUCGGAGACAGAGAAGAUGAAGGAGAGCUCGGACAACGACGAGGACGACGAGUACAACAAGCCGCUCGACCCCAACUCGGAUGACGAGAAGAUCACGAGACUGUUGAAAAAGCACAAGAGCAACGGAGGCGGCGGCAAUUUAGCCCUCAUCAGCCCCUGUAGUAACAGCUCGGACACCUUGUGAUGACCCCCCUCACAAAAGAAGCGCAGGGUGGUCCACACCAGAAAAAGACUCUUUCGGAGCCCAUUUGCACCUGACAUUAAGGAGAGAAGACACUAAGUGGAGUUAUACACAACAAAUAUGUACACAAAUCUGGAAUGGAACACGAGCGAACCCACGUGAUUGUUUGGAUCAUAUGUAAAAUUUAAUUAUAUGUUUGGACGUUUUCAUUGCGUGAGUGAAGUGUGAAUGAUUGUUGGUGCAGCAGCCCCCCUGAAAAUGGAUGGAUGGAUUUUUAUUUGGGCUUGCAACCCAUGAUAAUUUUUUUUAAAGAAGCCACUCUGAUCCGGAUUCAACAUUUCUCAUGUCAGGUGUGAACGGGCUGUGACGCUUUCAAAGCUCAGUUUAAGCAGGGUAUCCACUGUCCUAAAAGGCUCAAAGAUAACGAAAACGGAUUGUUAAAUAUACACGAGAUUGUAUUGUAUAUAUUUUUUACAGAAUAAUUUAUGUUGUUUGAAGCAGCGGAGAGGACAAACAAACAAAAAAAAGACAUUCCCUCCUCCACGCUGACCUGACGCGCUUAUUUCCUUGCAAACAGAGCCACUGCUUCUUCUUGACUUCUUUUCAAGUCGCACACUUCAAAAUGCUGUAAAUAGAAAUUGACACCAAAUUUCUGGUUUGACCUCAUCAGAUUUCACGUAGAAAACGGGAACAUCUUUUGUUGUUGUUGCUGUUGUUACUUUUAAAGAGUAUUAUUGCUUCCGGGGAGGUUAUAGAGAGAGAGAGAAAACACACACUUUGUAUUAUAAAUAAAUUAUUUAACAAGCAUUAGUUUUAUUAUGGUUUUCUUUUUUUGUCUUAAUGUAUGGGCUUAAUAUAAAUUAAAAGAUCAAUUUGUGAAAUUACU